Kluyveromyces lactis is the source of this 2445-nucleotide messenger RNA. It is a transcript of the gene RIX7, whose product is annotated as putative AAA family ATPase RIX7. Gene Ontology annotation, molecular function: ATP hydrolysis activity; RNA binding; ATP binding. Gene Ontology annotation, cellular component: nucleus. The record is from RefSeq and is a predicted model, not a curated record. The transcript has a single exon. Gene Ontology annotation, biological process: ribosome biogenesis. Bases 1 to 2445 code for a protein of 814 amino acids. NCBI's taxonomy places the organism in Eukaryota, Fungi, Ascomycota, Saccharomycetes, Saccharomycetales, Saccharomycetaceae.
AUGGUAAAACCUAGGCCCAGAAAGAAUGGCUUAAGCCAAUCUUUAGAAACUAAAAUAAGUGAUCUAAUAUACCGUAUGCUAGAUGAAAAAUCUUUGGAGAAGCAGCGUGAGAAUGCAAAAAAAAGAGAAUUAUUGGAAAGAAGUGAUGUUCAAUCUGAUGACAGCAGUUUAGAGGAGUUAAACACUGAACUGGCAGAUAUAUUUUUAGCAAAGGAUCUUCGUUUUCCUGAAGUACUUGCAUUUUGUCAAAGCAAAGAUUUGUCUCUUCAAAGAGUUAAAAAGGUGCUACUAGAAAAAACUAUCCAGAAGGCAUUGCUACAAGUGAUUGAUGACGAGUUAGAGGAAAUGGGACCAUUAAUGGACCAGGAGAAGCCUGAAUCGAAUGAAGAGGUUCUAUCUGAUAAAAAUCUAAUGUUUACACCUAAUUCGAACGAUUUAAAUAAAGACAUUACAUCCCAAUGGCAGGUUUCAAAAUUAGAGAAAGAGGAGACAACUGAAGGAAAGAAGCUGAUCAAGAAAAGAGCAAAAGACGAGCCCAAGGACAAGAUUAAGAGACAAAAAAAAGAUGAUAGGUCACCUCCAAGUUCCAAUUUGUCAACUUUGGGGGGAAUGGACGAUGUGAUUGCUCAAUUAAUGGAGCUUAUUGGAUUACCGAUAUUACAUCCAGAAAUAUAUUCUGCCACCGGAGUUGAACCACCUAGAGGUGUACUCUUGCAUGGCCCACCAGGGUGUGGUAAGACAUCAAUAGCAAAUGCCUUAGCUGGUGAGUUGCAGGUACCCUUUAUUUCCAUAUCUGCUCCAUCGGUAGUGAGCGGGAUGUCUGGAGAAAGUGAGAAAAAGAUUCGAGAGCUAUUCGAUGAAGCAAAAUCAUUAGCACCAUGCCUAGUAUUUUUUGACGAAAUCGACGCCAUUACUCCCAAACGAGAUGGUGGUGCUCAAAGGGAAAUGGAAAGAAGAAUUGUUGCCCAGUUAUUGACAUCUAUGGAUGAAUUGUCAUUUGAGAAAAUGGAGGGCAAACCAGUGAUUGUAAUAGGUGCAACAAACAGACCUGAUUCUUUGGAUGCAGCACUAAGGAGGGCUGGCAGAUUUGACAGAGAAAUAUGCCUCAAUGUGCCAAAUGAGACAUCUAGGUACUUUAUCUUGAAGAAAAUGGCCUCCAGUUUAAAGAUCGACGGCGAAAUUGAUUUUAUCAAACUAGCAAAGCUUACACCAGGAUUCGUAGGAGCAGAUUUGAAAGCUUUAAUAACUGCUGCAGGAACAUGCGCAAUCAAAAGAAUAUUUCAAAACUAUGCUGGAUCCAAUGAUGUUGACAUGGAUAUCGAUAUAGAUGCAGAAACCCAAUUAAAGAACACAGCAAAUAUGAUUGAUCCUCUUCCACUCUCCAUUAUUCAGCGCUUUAUAGAUAACUUCCCAGACGCUUUGACAGCGGAACAGCUUCAAGGUUUAUUCAUAAAAUAUGAAGACUUUUUAAAAGCUUUGCCUACCAUCCAGCCUACUGCUAAGAGAGAAGGGUUUGCCACUGUGCCUGAUGUCACAUGGUCCAGUGUCGGUGCUUUAGAUAAAAUUCGUAUUGAAUUGAACAUGGCUAUCGUACAACCGAUCAAAAGACCAGAGCUUUACGAGAAAGUUGGUAUUAGUGCGCCAGCAGGUGUUCUUUUAUGGGGACCUCCAGGUUGUGGUAAGACUCUUUUAGCUAAAGCUGUUGCUAAUGAAUCCAGAGCAAACUUUAUCUCCAUCAAGGGUCCUGAACUAUUAAACAAAUACGUUGGUGAAUCAGAGAGGGCAAUAAGACAAGUAUUCAACAGAGCACGUGCAUCCGUACCAUGUAUAAUAUUCUUCGAUGAAUUAGAUGCUCUCGUUCCAAGAAGAGAUGCGUCUUUGUCGGAGUCAUCUUCUCGUGUUGUUAAUACCUUACUAACAGAAUUGGAUGGUUUAAACGAUAGGAGAGGAAUAUUCGUUGUAGGCGCGACGAAUAGACCAGAUAUGAUAGACCCAGCGAUGCUAAGACCAGGGAGACUCGAUAAAACCCUUUUCAUAGAAUUACCAAAUUUCGAAGAAAAGGUCGAUAUUAUGAGAACUUUGAUUAGAUCAAACGGAACUCCAAUUGCAGACGACGUAGAUAUAAACAGGAUUGUUAAUGAUGAACGUUGCAAGAACUUUUCGGGUGCAGAUAUCGCCGCACUGGUCCGAGAAUCAUCCGUCCUGGCUCUCAAACGAAACUUUUUCAAAACUGAUGAAAUCAUGUCAGUAGGGGAGAACAACCUAGACAAAGAAUUCGAAGAUCUCACAACAAACUCUCCAACUGAAGAUGUAAUUGUCUAUAUGAAAGAUUUCGAAAACGCUUUAAAGAAAGUAAAACCCUCCGUCAGUGAUAAGGAUAGAACUAGAUAUGACAGACUAAACAAAAGGAUGGGAUGGAACGAUUCUUCAGAUGGGUCUGAAUGA